Dromiciops gliroides (monito del monte) is the source of this 2096-nucleotide messenger RNA. It is a transcript of the gene CD180, whose product is annotated as CD180 molecule. Gene Ontology annotation, molecular function: protein binding. Lineage: Eukaryota; Metazoa; Chordata; Mammalia; Microbiotheria; Microbiotheriidae. The record is from RefSeq and is a predicted model, not a curated record. Gene Ontology annotation, cellular component: extracellular matrix. The transcript has 3 exons. Gene Ontology annotation, biological process: cellular response to lipopolysaccharide; B cell proliferation involved in immune response; positive regulation of lipopolysaccharide-mediated signaling pathway. Bases 97 to 2076 code for a protein of 659 amino acids.
UGAGCUCUUGGGUUGUUGUAUAUUUCAUUGACAGCCACUGCUUGACUCAAGAGGGUGGACGGGGCAGCUGGGCUUGAAGUCAUACAAGCCUUAGAGAUGUCAGGCUACAUGUGCUGCCUGCUUCUGGUCAUCCCGUUGACUCCUCACUGUGUAGGAGUUAUAUCUGCAGCCCAGAUGUGCACUGAGGUUAAAUCCAGCGUAACCUACAACUGUGAAAACCUAGGACUUGAAGAGAUUCCUGAAAGUCUUCCAAACACAACGAAAUUUCUUGACUUCAGUUUUAACUUUCUCCCUGACCUCCAAAACUCAACCUUUGGCAGGCUCAGAGAAUUGGUCUACUUAGAUUUAACCAGGUGUGAAAUUAACUGGGUGCAUGAAGAUGCUUUUGAAAACAAUAAUGACCUAAAUACCAUUAUACUGACUGGAAAUCCCCUGAUAUUUGUGGCAGACACAGCUUUUGAAGGUCCUAGGGCCCUAAAGCAUCUCACCUUAACCCAAACAGGCAUGACUAGUAUUACAUUUAUUCCAAUGCAUAAUUUGGAAAACUUGGAAACUCUGCAUCUUGGCAGCAAUCAUCUUUCAUCCAUCCAAAUCCCCUCAACAUUUCCUACUCAUAGCCUGAAAGUCCUGGACUUUGAACGUAACGCCAUACAUCACAUUGCUAAGAAAGAUGUGGAAUCCUUGAAAAAGGCAACCAACUUAAGCCUUAUCUUGAAGGGCAAUAAUAUUUGGGACAUCGAGGAUGGGGCUUUCAACUCUACUGACUUUCAAAGCUUGAACUUUGGAGGGAUCCCUGAUGUUUCUAUUGUGUUAAAGGGGCUACAGAAUUCCAUCACUCAAACUCUUUGGCUUGGGACCUUUCAAGAUGUAGAUGAUCUAGAUAUAAGCCCAGCCAUGCUGAAAGGGCUAUGCAAUAUGUCUGUGGAAGCCCUCAACUUACAGUUUCGACAUUUCUCAAGAUCACCUGCCACCUUUCAGUGCUUCACCGGACUCCAAGAGCUAGAUCUGACUAAAGCUCACUGGCACAGUUUACCCUCUGGCAUUGAGAUGAAUCAGCUUAAGAAAUUAGUGUUGAAUCAAAACUCAUUUGGUGAUUUGUGCCAAAUCAAUGCUGCCAGCUUCCCUUCCCUUACUCAUCUUUAUGUUAAAGGCAACAUACACAAGCUAGACUUGGGCACAGGCUGCUUAGAAAAUCUAAAAAGCCUUUUGCACCUAGAUUUAAGCCACAGUAAUGUUGCCUCGGAUGCCUGCUGUAAUAGUCAGCUGAGGAACCUGUCUCAUCUGAAGCAUCUGAACUUGAGUUAUAAUGAGGCGCAUACCCUCAAAGGGGAGGCUUUCAGAGAAUGCUCUCAGCUGGAGCUAUUGGAUUUCGCCUCUACACAUCUCCAUACUGAUGCUUCCUCCAGUCCUUUCCAAAAUCUCCAUCUCCUCCAGGUCCUGAAUCUCUCUAACUGCCUUGUUGAGACCAGCAAUCCUCAGCUGCUGGUGGGUCUGCAAGGUCUUCAGCAUCUAGACCUGGGUGGGAAUCUCUUUCAGUCUGGGAUCCUCACCACAGACAAUCUGCUCCACCCUUUGGACAGCUUACAGGUCCUCAUUCUGUCAUCCUGUGGCCUAACAACUCUAGAACACCAGGCCUUUGGAAGCCUUGGCAAACUCAGGUACUUAGACCUGCAGCACAACAGCCUGACUGAGUCAGGCUUGGCAGCUCUUGGCGAUCUCCAGACAAUUCAUCUCAACCUGGCAGACAACAGUAUACGUAUCAUUCCACCUAGUCUUCUACCUGCCUUUUCCCAGCAGAGCACCAUUAAUUUAAGUCACAACCCCCUAGACUGUAGUUGUUCCAAUAUUCACUUUCUGACAUGGUACAAGGAAAAUCUGAAUAACAUUACAGACCCUGAUGAGACCACAUGUGGGAAUCCCCCAGCUCUAAGAGGGGUGAAGUUGUCUGAUGUAACUGUCUCCUGUGCCCUUCCGGCUGUGGGAAUUUUCUUUCUGGUGCUAUUUCUUUUGAUAGUCUUCACUAUGUUAAUUGUCUUAGCCCGACGCUAUGUAAUUAGAAAAUAUGAAAAUAUUUAGGUCUGAAGGUUUCCAGUAAA